Messenger RNA from Bipolaris sorokiniana ND90Pr, 940 nucleotides. RefSeq lists its product as uncharacterized. Gene Ontology annotation, molecular function: protein binding. The record is from RefSeq and is a predicted model, not a curated record. The transcript has a single exon. The coding region runs from base 35 to 565 and encodes 176 amino acids. NCBI's taxonomy places the organism in Eukaryota, Fungi, Ascomycota, Dothideomycetes, Pleosporales, Pleosporaceae.
UGCUGCCUAUAAUGGUAGAGGAGACCUUGUAAGGAUGCAGUAUGACGCACUCGCAGACGUCCAUGCCCAAGAUGGAUACUUUGAGAGCGCACUUUCAGCUAACGCUGCUUCCCCGCUUGCAGACGAAAAAAGUGUAAAAAUACUGCUUAGCAUAUUCUCAGAUUUCGAUGCCCAGGAUGGAUACUAUGGGAACGCACUUCAAGCUGCUGACUCUCGUAGCAAAGAAGACCUAGUAAGGAUGCUGCUUAACGCAGGCGCAGACGUCAAUGCCCAAGGUGGAUACUUUGGGAGCGCACUCCAAGGUGUUGCUGUUUCUGUCCAUCCUGGCAAAGAAGAAAUAGCGAAGAUAUUGCUCGACGCAGGCGCAGAUGUCAAUGCCCACGGUGGAAAGUUUGGGAACGCACUUCGAGCUGCUAGAGAUACACUUGCUAGAACUGGCACUGCUAGCAGCAAAAUGAUAGUGGAGAUGCUGCUCGACGCAGGCGCAGGCGCAGACGACAACGACCAAGACGGAGAACAAGGCAGCAACUCAGAAUUGACGGACUGGCGUGAGACGUCACUCUAGUCAGCCGGGAAUUAGCCGCAUCUUUUGUUGCAGUGUAUCAGAGAGUAUCCUCGCUCACCAAGACUAAGGGCAUGCUGGAUAAGAAUUUCCUCUUUGUAUCAAAAAGCUUUGUUGAUUAAGGCUCUCAAUCAUCUCUGAACUGUAUUUCUCUUGGUGUUUUUUCUGGAGUUCGGUGUUAUGCACUUUCUUUCAUUGCUGCGCCGCUGAAGUGUUUGCUACACAAAGAAAGAGGCAAGUCAAGUAUGUGGGCAACUUGUUUGCAGGCUGGAGCUUGCGUCUUAAUCGGCCUUGCUGCGUAUAAAGUACCUAAAUUUCCCUCUUUAGAGUUACAGUAGCGUUAUCUAGCAAAUCCACAUCCAUCAUUUCCUCGUCCUC